AUGAAGAUGCAUUUCUGCAUCCCAGUGUCCCAGCAGCGGCCCGACGCGCUGGGGGGCCGCUACGUGCUGUACUCCGUGUACCUGGACGGGUUCCUGUUCUGCAAGGUGCGCUACAGCCAGCUGCAUCGCUGGAACGAACAGCUGAGACGGGUGUUUGGAAAUUGCCUGCCACCCUUUCCACCAAAGUACUAUCUCGCAGUGACCGCAUCUAUGGCUGAUGAGAGAAGGGACCAGCUGGAACAGUAUUUGCAAAAUGUAACCAUGGACCCAAACAUGUUGAGAAGUGAUGUCUUCGUUGAUUUUUUGAAACUGGUGCAGCUGGACACAUUUAGCAUCACUACCAAGAAAGCGUCUCUGGAUAUAUUUCUGCCCGAUGGAAGGAGCAUUAAAGUCGAAAUUCUAACAUCAGAUACUGCCGAAAGAGUCCUAGAGGUGGUAUCGCACAAAAUUGGACUGUGUCAGGAGCUGCUGGGAUACUUUGGACUAUUUCUCAUUCGGUCUUACAAAGAGGGCAAGCUGUCUGUCAUUAAAAAAUUGGUGGACUUUGAGCUCCCUUAUGUUAGCCUUCGCAGUUCUGAAGUGGAAAACUCCAAGGUUGGACUCAGGAAGUGGUACCUGGACCCAUCCCUCGACUCCAGGCUGAUGGACUGCAGAGCAGCUGUAGAGUUGAUCUACAUGCAGGCGAUACAGGACAUUGAAAAAGAAUGGGCCAAACCCACAGAGGUGCAGAGGCAGAAAUUAGAGGCUCUCCAGAAAGAAGACAACCAAACUAAGUUUUUGGAGCUAUCCCAAGAGGUGUGGCGCUAUGGAUACAUGCAGCUGGAUCCCUGUACCUGUGACUACCCAGAACCCGGCUGUGGGACCAUUCUUUCUGUUGGCAAUAAUGAGAUCAGCUGCUGCAUAACCCUGCCUGAUAACCAGACCCAGGAUGUCAUUUUCCAGAUGAACAGAGUGAAGUGCUGGCAGGUCACUUUCCUUGGGACUCUGCUGGAUACAGAUGGGCCCCAGCAAACUCUCAACCAGAACUUAGAGUUCAGAUUUCAAUAUAGUGAGGAUAGUCACUGGCAGUGGUUUGUUAUUUACACCAAACAGGCUUUUUUGCUGAGUAGCUGCUUGAAAAAGAUGAUCUCAGAAAAGAUGGUAAAGCAAGCUGCAGAGAAUCCAGAAAUGCAGAUUGAAGUUCCAGAACAAGGCAAAAGUAAAAAACACCACAGUCAACAAAGCCAGAAAGACUAUUCUAGUUUUCUGCCAAGAAAAAGCAAGAUUAAGACAGCUGGAGUUGACUGUGGUUUGGGGACCAUAAAGGAAGAAGCUCUUUGA
This is a messenger RNA of Physeter macrocephalus (sperm whale), 1320 nucleotides long. RefSeq names its product sorting nexin 31 (gene SNX31). The record is from RefSeq and is a predicted model, not a curated record. The coding region runs from base 1 to 1320 and encodes 439 amino acids. Gene Ontology annotation, cellular component: early endosome. The transcript has 14 exons. Lineage: Eukaryota; Metazoa; Chordata; Mammalia; Artiodactyla; Physeteridae. Gene Ontology annotation, biological process: endocytic recycling; intracellular protein transport. Gene Ontology annotation, molecular function: phosphatidylinositol binding.